CAACGCUCCAACACUUCCCCGCUUGAAUCGUCCCUACCACCUCACACCAGCAACUAUCUUGUCGCAAUUCUGGAGCAGACCUUCAAUUGACGUCAUGGCUUCUUUUGGUGGUGCAGGCCUAGGACAGAAAGUCAUUAAGCCCAAUCCUCCUGAGCGCGGCUCUUUCCCCCUCGAUCACGACGGCGAGUGCAAGGAUAUAAUGCUAUCCUACCUCAGGUGUAUCAAAUCACACCGCGGAACGAACGAUUCCGAGUGUCGCAACCUAUCAAAGUCAUACCUGUCCUGUCGGAUGGAUCGGAAUCUGAUGGCCCCUGACUCGUUCAAGAACCUUGGCUUCGGAGAGAAUAGUGACAGCCACCCUACCUCUGCUCCGACUGCAACCCCAGCUCAUCCACCGCAACCCCAAGGGCACGAUAAGCCCCGCACUUCCUAGAUAUGCCGAUUCAGUACGGAAUGAAGGGUCUCGAUCACCUAUUGAUUAGUUCGGCACCAACCGAGCAGCCGAGAAACCACCGA
This is a messenger RNA of Didymella exigua CBS 183.55, 516 nucleotides long. RefSeq lists its product as uncharacterized. Bases 95 to 433 code for a protein of 112 amino acids. The transcript is spliced from 4 exons. Gene Ontology annotation, biological process: mitochondrial respiratory chain complex IV assembly. NCBI's taxonomy places the organism in Eukaryota, Fungi, Ascomycota, Dothideomycetes, Pleosporales, Didymellaceae. The record is from RefSeq and is a predicted model, not a curated record. Gene Ontology annotation, cellular component: mitochondrial intermembrane space.